ACCAGGUCAAGCUCCACGGCUCUCCCCUGUGCUCUUUCCUUGCUGCUCUCAGGUCCCCUGCAGGCUUGAGCCCCUUUCAUCUAGUACACACAUUCGAGAAGCCAAGGCAUAGCCAUGGUGGAUGCGGAGAUGGCCGCGUUUGGGGCCGCCGCCCCCUACCUGCGAAAGUCAGAGAAGGAGCGGCUGGAAGCCCAAACCCGACCUUUUGACCUCAAGAAGGAUGUCUUCGUGCCCGAUGACAAAGAGGAAUUCGUCAAGGCCAAAAUUGUGUCUCGAGAGGGUGGCAAAGUCACUGCUGAGACUGAGAAUGGCAAGACGGUGACCGUGAAGGAGGACCAGGUGAUGCAGCAGAAUCCGCCCAAAUUCGACAAGAUCGAGGACAUGGCCAUGCUGACCUUCCUGCACGAGCCCGCCGUGCUCUACAACCUCAAGGAGCGCUAUGCCUCUUGGAUGAUCUACACCUACUCAGGCCUCUUCUGUGUCACCGUCAAUCCCUACAAGUGGCUGCCUGUGUACAAUGCAGAGGUGGUGGCCGCCUACCGGGGCAAGAAGAGAAGCGAGGCACCACCCCACAUCUUCUCUAUCUCUGACAACGCCUAUCAGUACAUGCUGACAGAUAGAGAAAACCAGUCCAUCCUGAUCACUGGGGAAUCCGGGGCAGGGAAGACUGUCAACACCAAGAGGGUCAUCCAGUACUUUGCUGUUAUUGCUGCCAUUGGGGAUCGCAGCAAGAAGGAUCAGACCCCAGGGAAGGGCACUCUGGAGGACCAGAUCAUCCAGGCCAACCCUGCUCUGGAGGCCUUCGGCAACGCCAAGACUGUCCGGAAUGACAACUCCUCCCGCUUUGGGAAAUUCAUUCGAAUCCAUUUUGGGGCAACUGGAAAGUUGGCAUCUGCAGACAUAGAGACCUACCUUCUGGAAAAAUCCAGAGUUAUUUUCCAGUUGAAGGCAGAGAGAGAUUAUCACAUUUUCUACCAAAUCCUGUCUAACAAAAAGCCUGAGCUGCUGGACAUGCUGCUGAUCACCAACAACCCCUAUGAUUAUGCAUUCAUCUCCCAAGGAGAGACCACAGUGGCCUCCAUUGAUGACUCUGAGGAGCUCAUGGCUACUGAUAAUGCCUUUGAUGUGCUGGGCUUUACUCCAGAGGAGAAGAACUCCAUGUACAAGCUGACAGGUGCCAUUAUGCACUUUGGAAACAUGAAGUUCAAACAGAAGCAGCGAGAGGAGCAGGCUGAGCCAGACGGCACUGAAGAGGCUGAUAAAUCCGCCUACCUCAUGGGGCUGAACUCAGCUGAUCUGCUCAAGGGGCUGUGCCACCCUCGAGUGAAAGUGGGCAAUGAAUAUGUCACCAAGGGGCAGAAUGUCCAGCAGGUGGCAUAUGCCACCGGGGCACUGGCCAAAGCAGUGUAUGAGAAGAUGUUCAACUGGAUGGUGACACGGAUCAAUGCCACCCUAGAGACCAAGCAGCCACGCCAGUACUUCAUAGGGGUCCUGGACAUCGCCGGCUUCGAGAUCUUUGAUUUCAAUAGCUUUGAGCAGCUGUGCAUCAACUUCACCAACGAGAAGCUGCAGCAGUUCUUCAACCACCACAUGUUCGUGCUGGAGCAGGAGGAGUACAAGAAGGAAGGCAUUGAGUGGGAGUUCAUUGACUUUGGCAUGGACCUGCAGGCCUGCAUCGACCUCAUUGAGAAGCCCAUGGGCAUCAUGUCCAUCCUGGAAGAGGAGUGCAUGUUCCCCAAGGCCACUGACAUGACCUUCAAGGCCAAGCUGUAUGACAACCACCUGGGCAAGUCCAACAAUUUCCAGAAGCCACGCAAUAUCAAGGGAAAGCAGGAAGCCCACUUCUCCCUGAUCCACUAUGCCGGCACUGUGGACUACAACAUCAUAGGCUGGCUGCAGAAGAACAAAGACCCACUCAACGAGACUGUGGUCGGCUUGUACCAGAAGUCCUCCCUCAAGCUGCUCAGUAACCUGUUCGCCAACUAUGCAGGGGCUGAUGCACCUGUUGAUAAGGGCAAAGGCAAAGCCAAGAAAGGCUCAUCCUUUCAGACUGUGUCAGCUCUGCACAGGGAAAAUCUGAACAAGCUGAUGACCAACUUGCGCUCUACACAUCCCCACUUUGUGCGUUGCAUCAUCCCCAAUGAGACAAAGUCUCCAGGGGUGAUAGACAACCCCCUGGUCAUGCACCAGCUGCGCUGUAAUGGCGUGCUGGAGGGCAUCCGCAUCUGCAGGAAGGGAUUCCCCAACCGAAUCCUCUACGGGGACUUCCGGCAGAGGUACCGCAUCCUGAAUCCAGCAGCCAUCCCUGAGGGCCAGUUCAUUGACAGCAGGAAAGGGGCAGAGAAGCUGCUGGGCUCCCUGGACAUUGACCACAACCAGUACAAGUUCGGCCACACUAAGGUGUUCUUCAAGGCUGGGCUGCUGGGGCUGCUGGAGGAGAUGCGUGACGAGAGGCUGAGCCGCAUCAUCACCCGCAUCCAGGCCCAGUCCCGGGGUGUGCUCUCCAGAAUGGAGUACAAGAAGCUGCUGGAACGCAGAGACUCCCUGCUGAUAAUCCAGUGGAACAUUCGGGCCUUCAUGGGGGUCAAGAACUGGCCCUGGAUGAAGCUCUACUUCAAGAUCAAGCCACUGCUGAAGAGCGCAGAAACAGAGAAGGAGAUGGCCACCAUGAAGGAGGAGUUUGCACGCAUCAAAGAGGCGCUGGAAAAGUCAGAGGCUCGCCGCAAGGAGCUGGAGGAGAAGAUGGUGUCCCUGCUGCAGGAGAAGAACGACCUCCAGCUCCAAGUGCAGGCGGAACAAGACAACCUGGCUGAUGCAGAGGAGCGCUGCGACCAGCUGAUCAAGAACAAGAUCCAGCUGGAGGCCAAGGUGAAGGAGAUGACAGAGAGGCUGGAGGACGAGGAGGAGAUGAAUGCAGAGCUCACUGCCAAGAAGCGCAAGCUGGAAGAUGAGUGCUCUGAGCUCAAAAGGGACAUUGAUGACCUGGAGCUGACGCUGGCCAAGGUGGAGAAAGAGAAGCAUGCAACAGAGAACAAGGUGAAGAACCUGACAGAAGAGAUGGCUGGGCUAGAUGAGAUCAUCGCCAAGCUGACCAAGGAAAAGAAGGCUCUGCAAGAGGCCCACCAGCAAGCCCUAGAUGACCUUCAGGCCGAGGAGGACAAGGUCAACACCCUGACCAAGGCCAAAGUCAAGCUGGAGCAACAGGUGGACGAUCUGGAGGGGUCCCUGGAGCAGGAGAAGAAGGUGCGCAUGGACCUGGAGAGAGCAAAGAGGAAGCUGGAGGGUGACCUGAAGCUGACCCAGGAGAGCAUCAUGGACCUGGAGAAUGACAAGCAGCAGCUGGACGAGAAGCUGAAAAAGAAGGACUUUGAACUGAAUGCCCUCAAUGCGAGGAUUGAGGAUGAGCAGGCCCUGGGCAGCCAGUUGCAGAAGAAGCUCAAAGAGCUUCAGGCUCGCAUUGAGGAGUUGGAGGAGGAACUGGAGGCUGAACGCACCGCCAGGGCCAAGGUGGAGAAGCUGCGCUCAGACCUGUCCAGAGAGCUGGAGGAGAUCAGCGAGCGGCUGGAAGAGGCUGGCGGGGCCACAUCCGUGCAGAUCGAGAUGAACAAGAAGCGCGAGGCUGAGUUCCAGAAGAUGAGGCGGGAUCUGGAGGAGGCCACACUGCAGCACGAGGCCACGGCGGCGGCCCUGCGCAAGAAGCACGCCGACAGCGUGGCCGAGCUGGGUGAGCAGAUCGACAACCUGCAGCGUGUGAAGCAGAAGCUGGAGAAGGAGAAGAGUGAGUUCAAGCUGGAGCUGGAUGAUGUCACCUCCAACAUGGAGCAGAUCAUCAAGGCCAAGGCUAACCUGGAAAAGAUGUGCCGGACCCUGGAAGAUCAGAUGAAUGAGCACCGAAGCAAAGCUGAGGAGACCCAGCGUUCCGUCAACGAUCUUACCAGCCAGCGGGCAAAGCUGCAGACCGAGAAUGGUGAGCUGUCCCGGCAGCUGGAUGAAAAGGAGGCACUGAUCUCUCAGCUGACCCGAGGCAAGCUCACCUACACCCAGCAGCUAGAGGACCUCAAGAGGCAGCUGGAGGAGGAAGUUAAGGCAAAGAACGCCCUGGCCCACGCGCUGCAGUCAGCCCGGCAUGACUGUGACCUGCUGCGGGAGCAGUACGAGGAGGAGACCGAGGCCAAGGCUGAGUUGCAGCGUGUCCUGUCCAAGGCCAACUCAGAGGUGGCCCAGUGGAGGACCAAAUAUGAGACAGAUGCCAUCCAGAGGACUGAGGAGCUUGAAGAAGCCAAGAAGAAGCUGGCCCAGAGGCUGCAGGAUGCCGAGGAGGCCGUGGAGGCCGUCAAUGCCAAGUGCUCGUCCCUGGAGAAGACCAAGCACCGGCUGCAGAAUGAGAUCGAGGACCUGAUGGUGGACGUGGAGCGCUCCAAUGCAGCCGCUGCAGCCCUGGACAAGAAGCAGAGGAACUUCGACAAGAUCCUGGCCGAGUGGAAGCAGAAGUAUGAGGAGUCGCAGUCAGAGCUGGAGUCCUCGCAGAAGGAGGCGCGCUCCCUCAGCACAGAGCUCUUCAAGCUCAAGAAUGCCUACGAGGAGUCCCUGGAGCAUCUGGAGACCUUCAAGCGGGAGAACAAGAACCUUCAGGAGGAGAUCUCUGACCUGACUGAGCAGCUGGGUUCCAGUGGAAAAACCAUCCACGAGCUGGAGAAGGUCCGCAAGCAGCUGGAGGCUGAGAAGCUAGAGCUGCAGUCAGCCCUGGAAGAGGCUGAGGCCUCCCUGGAACAUGAGGAGGGCAAGAUCCUCCGGGCCCAGCUGGAGUUCAACCAGAUCAAGGCAGAGAUCGAGCGGAAGCUGGCAGAGAAGGACGAGGAGAUGGAGCAGGCCAAGCGCAACCACCUGCGGGUGGUGGACUCGCUGCAGACCUCCCUGGAUGCAGAGACGCGCAGCCGCAAUGAGGCCCUGCGGGUGAAGAAGAAGAUGGAGGGCGACCUCAAUGAGAUGGAGAUCCAGGAGCUGAAGAAGGAGCAGGACACCAGCGCCCACUUGGAGCGCAUGAAGAAGAACAUGGAGCAGACCAUCAAGGACCUGCAGCACCGGCUGGACGAGGCCGAGCAGAUCGCCCUCAAGGGCGGCAAGAAGCAGCUGCAGAAGCUGGAGGCCCGGGUGCGGGAGCUGGAGAAUGAGCUGGAAGCUGAACAGAAGCGCAAUGCGGAGUCGGUCAAGGGCAUGAGGAAGAGUGAGCGCCGCAUCAAGGAGCUGACCUACCAGACGGAGGAGGACAGGAAGAACCUCCUGCGGCUACAGGACCUGGUGGACAAGCUGCAGCUGAAGGUCAAGGCCUACAAGCGCCAGGCCGAGGAGGCGGAGGAGCAGGCCAACACCAACCUGUCCAAGUUCCGCAAGGUGCAGCACGAGCUGGAUGAGGCAGAGGAGCGGGCGGACAUCGCCGAGUCCCAGGUCAACAAACUGCGGGCCAAGAGCCGUGACAUCGGCGCCAAGGGCUUGAAUGAGGAAUAGCUUUGCCACGUCUUCUUGAUCUGUCCAUUCCUGAGGAGCUGAUGAAGCCCCCAGUUCCGGAGUCUAUAUAGCAGCCCCUUUGGAUGAAACUGAAUAAAGCUAUUUUCUUUGAAGCCAA
Molecule: messenger RNA, 5623 nt
Organism: Suricata suricatta (meerkat)
Lineage: Eukaryota; Metazoa; Chordata; Mammalia; Carnivora; Herpestidae
Gene: MYH7
Product: myosin heavy chain 7
Exons: 39
Coding region: 115-5505 (1796 amino acids)
Cellular component (GO): myosin complex
Molecular function (GO): cytoskeletal motor activity; actin filament binding; ATP binding
Source: RefSeq, a predicted model, not a curated record